ACCACUCCUACUUCUACUACCACUACCUUACCUACCACCACGCUACCUGACAGGUACUGUGAGAUUAGCCGCCCUUGGGAGCAUCGACCGAGGAUCAUUGGGGAACGUGAGAGUAUCCGGCUCUACAGGAAUGGUGACAAGGACUGUUCUGAGCUGUGCUUCUGUGAGCUACACCAGGAGGUAAAGUGUCAGGUGCUGGACUGUGUGGAGAACCGGCCCUGCGAGACAGCCUUUGCCGUAUACAACCACAACGCCCCCGCUUACCAGGCCUACCGGGGCGAGUGUGUCUGUUACUCGGGCGAUUUUAUUUGUAUGAGACCUCGAUCAGAAGAGUACCAGCUGCCGAGUGGUUUGUUCUUGUUACUCGGGUAUAGCAAGACGGAGGAGGCGCUGCUGAAGUCGGUGACGGGGAGCAGCGCCCUUGAUGCUCUCAUGCCCCUUCAGAUGGUCGUCAGUACACUCUCCUCUAAGAUGGGCGAGGAGUGCCGCCUAGAGAUGUACCAACACACGAAGGACAACUUGGUCCUUCAGGUUAGACACUUCAGGAUGUCUAACUCCUUGGGCGGCCACAGUAACUACACCACCUACAAGAUGCAGGAGGAGAGGGACCGCUGUGAGAGGCCGGUAAGACAGGUGGCGUCCAUGGUAAACAAGAGAGACCCGGUCAUCCAUCACAACGUCCGUCUCUCCCUCUUUGUCCUGGCUGAGAUCAUCGACAAUGUCCCUAAAUUCCGUCAGUUUAAUGGUGCGCGUCCGUCUCCUCUGGCCGCUGGCGUGUGGGCGUGCUGGUGGGCGUGGUGGAUGAGUAUAGCUGUGCUGGUGGUUGGUGGCGCGCUGGACGAUGUAUUUGGAAGCUUCGACGCUGUGUUCUGGAGGACGAAAACCACAGCAACGCCGACUAUGAGAGCCUCGUGAUGGUCCUGCGACGUCCACCCGAGAGUGUAGCCUCAGGAGGACACCACAUCGCCCGCCUCCUCCUCCUCCUCCUCCUCCUCUUCCUCCUCUUCUUCUUCCUCCCUCCUCCUGGUGUUUUAAGUUCUCCACGGUGCUCUUUGUUAACGCGGGCGCGCACGCGCGCGCGCGUGUGUGUGUGUGUGAGAGCAUUUCUGAGUCCUCGUUCCAGCAUUCCUCCUCACAUGUGCUGACGAUCUACAGCUGUCAGCUCCUCACUGACAGACGCUCAACACACUCGAGGCCAUCCUGACUAAACUGUGACGUCAUGUCAUUAAGGCCAAACUCAACAUUAUUCAAGAGACGUCGCAAUAUGUUGAACAGAUGUGUAAUAAUUGCCAUAAAAACAGAGUCUGUAUGUAUAUAAAUCAAUAGGGACGUUGUUCUUCCUAUAAACAAAGAUAUCAGACUUGUUUUGUGAUUAUCAGUUGAUUAAGAAGCUGUGACUUUUGUUUGUUUGGUUCAAGAAAACUUUACACCACCAAGACAGGCGAGGCGCUGUGAGGGGCGGUGAGGGACAACAGCCAACACCUGGACCAGUGAUACUCCCGCCACAUGUCCUGAGAGCUGAAGUGACGUUUAGAGUUAACGAAAAGGAUUAUUAGAAUUAUUGAAGAGUGACGUGAACUUACACCGAAAAUAUUCAGUGAAAACUUUAGCUGUUGUGUUGAGCAUCCACCUGGACAGCGACGGUGAUUAACAACGUGAGUUUGUCCCUUCACUUCACACCUUCAUACUCUGAUGUCCCUCACUAGAAGGAUCCAUGGUGGAGUUUUCUGUAACUAAACUGACACAAGACUUGUUAGUGUGUGCGUCUUAAUGUUGCAAUGAUCAUUACUGGGACAAACUGCAUGAGUGUGACGUGAUAAGUGCAGGCAGACACACGCGUUGUAUGCUUAUAUACUUUACAUACAUGCAAAUGUUAUGGGGAUGGUCUAUGUUAGGGAAUAAUACAUUUAUAUAAUAUACAUUUAUAUGUAUAUCGUUGUUAUGGCUAUCAAUACUAGCAUGAUCAAUGUAGGAACGUCAGUGACGACACACAUGAUAUACUGAACUGUACACGCACAAAUUAUGUCGGUAAACAUUGCUGGAAUAAUCCAACUGUGAAUAUUAAGAGUGACUCAGACAGUGUUUACAGCUGUUGGUCGCUUGUUUACAGUAUCAACAGCUAUCAACACACCUGUCAGACCUCGUCCAGGUGAUCCACUACACCCGGACGGGCGUCAUAACCUCACUCUGUCGUGACCUGGGGACUAAAAGGGGUCAAAUAGUCCCCCCCAAACAAGGUGUGGUAAGAGGCAGUGGACCUCAGCCCACCUGUCCACCUACGCUUAUUGUGGUGUCUGUACCUCACACCCCUGUUUUAAGCGGUGUCUUAUACAAACAUAAAUAUAUAUAUAUAUAUACUCGCGGUACAAGUGCAUGAUGCCUACUCGUUUAAUCAACACUCUCAAUGUUUCCGUCACUUGCUACGACAUUGCGACUGCUUGUAACUCUCGACAGUUUCACACUAUGUUGAGAUAAUUUCACGUGUUGUAUGUUUAGGCCAUGACCGUAUAUAGUUGAGAACAGUGUCGUAGGCGAGCAUGACAUGACAGAGGCCAGCCCCCCCUUGAGGCCA
Molecule: messenger RNA, 2572 nt
Organism: Homarus americanus (American lobster)
Lineage: Eukaryota; Metazoa; Arthropoda; Malacostraca; Decapoda; Nephropidae
Exons: 7
Coding region: 313-915 (200 amino acids)
Source: RefSeq, a predicted model, not a curated record